This is a messenger RNA of Aphanomyces invadans, 1322 nucleotides long. RefSeq lists its product as hypothetical. The coding region runs from base 43 to 1134 and encodes 363 amino acids. Lineage: Eukaryota; Oomycota; Saprolegniomycetes; Saprolegniales; Verrucalvaceae. The record is from RefSeq and is a predicted model, not a curated record. The transcript is spliced from 4 exons.
AGAACGACAACUUUAAGAUUGGAGAGAACGACCGCGACGCCGAUGGACGCACCCAUGUCGGCGGACGAGACCACCGCCGCGUAUAUCAAGGCCAUGAACCGUCGGCUCAAGAAGAAUAUGUACCAGAGACAGAAACAGGCAAUGUAUCGACGACAGGACAAGAUGGAGAUAGCGUUCCAGCGAGAACGCGUCGUCGUCCUAGAGGAGUUGCUCGCGCAAGCACGUAAAAGGAUGCGCGGGACGAUGGCCACGACAGCGCAGUCGACAUCGAUCCUGUCUUGGGAAGACAUUGCAUUGGCGCUGCAUGAAGGAGAAACCGCGGCGGUAGAACGGAACGGACAGCUCCGACAUCAUGUGCAACGCGCGCACGUCGUGCUGGAAGACCUCAAAGCGUGGGUGUUUACUCGCAUUCCGACAUAUCCGAUCUCGUCGACGUGGCGGAACGUCGGACUUGUCAAACGGCCCGACACACGGCAAAUUGGAGUUGACUGGAUCACAAAGCAGCUCGCAUACAACUCGACGCGGGCAUUUCAACAAUACGGGUUUCCCCCACCCGACUCAUCCGAGACGGUUGACGACUACGUGUACUUUUACGACGGCGACGGACUGGUCGCCGUCCAGCGCAUUCAGUACGUGGUCAACCAGCCAUUCGAAGCCUUUUGCAAGCUUGUCACAAGCGAUACAUUCAUGGGCGACGUGAAUCUAAAUACCGGCGACAAGCCACUGAACCCUGACAUUCAUCACCACAUCCACGACAGCAGGCAAGGCAUCCGGCUCAACUUUGUCGGCCGAGCGACCCAAGUCGACGACAGCCACAUGUCGUACGUCGGACAGCACGUAAACAACGAUGAGCUCUUCCCGACGGACCACUUGCAGCGCCAUCGCGUCAUGAUGUGCGACUACGAGCGGGUCGGACCGAGCAAAACCAAGAUCCGGUCGCUGCAGCUCAUGUCUGCUCUGUUUGACAAGCACGGAGUGUACUUGCCUCCAGAAGCGGAGGCCAAGAUUUGGGGUUUCGACCUGGGCGACGGACCCGACUACACCAAACCUGACCGAUUCCUCCAGUGUACAAAGAAGCAAAUAGCGGACGCCAUUGCCCGACGCCAGCUCAUCAAGAAGCCGCCCCCCACGUAGUUCAUACUAAACCAUGCGAUGGGUCCGAAAUCUCCAUCAAGUGCUUCCACGCGCUAUGGAACGUCGUCCCUCCUCCACACAGGGGAUUUCGUUUUGUCUAUUGCGAUAUUGUAUUUAGCACUAGAGUUAUUUGCAGCGAAAGCCUACUCGAUAUAACUGAAGGAAUAGCGUUGAUUUCGCCCAUAGAA